This is a messenger RNA of Scylla paramamosain (green mud crab), 2966 nucleotides long. RefSeq names its product roundabout homolog 3-like. Gene Ontology annotation, cellular component: neuronal cell body; plasma membrane; axon. The coding region runs from base 53 to 535 and encodes 160 amino acids. The record is from RefSeq and is a predicted model, not a curated record. Gene Ontology annotation, biological process: synapse organization; homophilic cell-cell adhesion. Gene Ontology annotation, molecular function: axon guidance receptor activity. The transcript has 5 exons. NCBI's taxonomy places the organism in Eukaryota, Metazoa, Arthropoda, Malacostraca, Decapoda, Portunidae.
CUUUGUUUACAGUUGACUCCCAGAUCGGGGCGGGGGAGGUUGUGUGUGUGUGAUGGGUGCGGCGAAAUGGGUCGGUGAAGCGAUGGGUGGAUGUAGUGGCGUAUUGUGGAGUACCGGUGGAGUAUGGGGGUGGAGGCAGCGGUUUCUACUGUUCCUCGUAUUGGUUCUGCCUCAAAUGCUGCUGGCUGAUACAGGCUUCCUCGAGUCCAUAGAGAUCCAGCCUGACACGACAGAGGCUCCGUCAGUAGAUCCCAAGCUGGUGGAGGCGCCUGAGAACACGAUGGUGGUGGUGGGCGACCCUGCGAUACUCCGGUGUCGGGCCAAGGGCACGCCGGCCCCCAAGCUGGUCUGGCACGCCCACCGCACCGGGAGAGUGAGGACCGACCCGGCGCGGGGCGUGGCGGUCACCGAGGAAGGCCUGAAGUUUGAGUCUGUGGGCAAGGAGGAUGAGGACUCGUACCGCUGCACCGCCCGGAGUUCCGCAGGGUCGCAGCACUCUGCCUGGGUGGAGCUGAAGGUGCUGGGUGAGUACUGAACCAUGUCUUUUCCCUGUACAGCUGCCCUUAGAAGUGAAAGAUGUCAUGUCCGCAAAUUGUUAAGUGAAAGAGGUCAUGUUUACAAAUUGUGAAGUAAAAGAUGUCUAUAAAAGUUUAAGUGAUAGAUGUUAUGUCUACAUAUUGUUAAGUGAAAGAGUCAUAUUAUCUACAGUUUAUUAAGAUCAGAAACAGACCACCAUCAGCCGACAAACACUUUCACUCUUAAAUCUCUUUCUGAAGGUGAUCUAAGCCCUUAAAGAAUUUAUUAUUUCUUUUUCUCCACGAAGACUGCACUUACUGACGUUGAAUUCCAGUUACUGUUCCUUUGACUAUUCGUAUAUUGUAUUUAAAAUACCUUUGUAAUGCAGCUGCCUCCACCUACACCACGUGAAUAGCUUGGUGAGGCUCAUUAGUGGAGUUCAUUAGUCCAUGCAGUAAUUUCCAUUUGACUGAUAGACCUGAAAUUCACUGGACUUUGUGACAUCAGUUCUUGGGGCAGCUGUACAAUUAUCAUCACAUUUGAUUUCUCAACUUAAUUUUUUAAUAACAAUUAUGUAGAAAUGAGCAUGUGUUCAUUUCCACUGUGUUUAGCGUUCCCCCACAGCUAAGUCCUCUGCUUUGCCAAUAAUCUCUCUGUUACCGGGGUUUGCAAGAGUCAGCAGAUUAGAGGGCUUAGAAUAGUUAAAGAUCCUCGUUUAUCCGUACCCUCAAGAAAUAGUUUGUCAUAUUUUCCCUUGAAAUGUAGAAGGAAGUGCAUGAGAUUACUAGACUUCAUGUACCUGUCCCUCCAUUCCACCUGUCCCUUCACCUGUCCAUCCAUACAGUAACCCUUCUCACCUUUCCCUUCCCCUACAUCCAGCCAGUAGCCCUUUCCCACAAUUCCUUCACUUAUACACCCCUACACCUGUACAUCCUUAUAUUAACCCUUUCCACGUGUACAGCCUUUCAUCCAAUAGUCCUUUUACCUGACCCAUCACCAGCACAUCCAUUCAAUAACUCUUUCCAUCUUUUCUAUCACUCCCUUCACCUGAACAUCCCUUCAUCGAGUAAUCCUUUCUAUCUACACAGCUAUCUAGUAACCCUUUCCUACCUGAGCUCAGCGUUCCUGUAGUACAUCUUCGAUUUACCUGAAGGCGGCAGGUGAGUGCAGGCUGGCUGGCUCACUACACAAUCACUUCACUUUCUCUACGUCUCCUUUAACAUCUUCCUCUUCCUUCCCCUGCAUCAGUAAUCCCGCAGAUCUGCUUGCCUCCUCAGGUGUUAAGCAUUCCCACCUGUCCCCCACGUGCACCUGUUUGUAAAUGCUGUCUGGGUAUUGUUGUUGUUUUUCUUGCAGGGGAGUUUGUACAGCUGAUCUUCAAAUUUUCUGUUUUUAAAUAUUUCGAUUCCGCGUCUUCAUCUCUUUUAACUGAAUUCAAAAGUUUUAGAGGUUUUCAUUCGUGUAUUUUGUCUUUUUUAGUGAUAGUUUAACAAGGCUUAUGUUAUUAUUUUGAACAGGCUUUUCAAUUUGUAAGGGUUUUACUAGCCACAGAACGAAUAGAAAGGAAGGGAAAGGCGUAACUACCACUUCCGUUGUUCGUGGAGAUAGUGAUGCUAGGAAGAGGAGGAGAAACAGGAAAAUGAUAACCAGGUUUAAUAUGGUAAAAAAGAGACCUGAUAUGAUAAAAGAGAAAGAGAAGAAAAAAAAGAAAGAAAACAGUAACCACGUCUUGUAGGAUAAAAAGAUGAAGAAAAAGGAGGAGAAACAAAAACAGUAAUCAGGCAUGGUAUGUAUAAUGAAAACAGAAAGAGAAAGAAAAGCAAAAACAGUAACCAGGUGUAGCAUGAUGAAAAAAAAAAAAAAAAGAAAGAGAAAGAAACAAAGCCAGUAACCAGAUCUAGUUUGAUAAAUGAGAACACGAACAAGAAAAAAACAAAAGAAAACAAAAAGCAAAACAGUAACAACUUUAGUAUGAUAAAACAGAAAAAAAGAAAGAGAAAGAGAAACAAAACCAGCAACCAGGUCUAAUAUGAUAAAAGAGAAGGAUGCAAUAAACAAGGAUUAAUAGGAAGUACUAAACUCUCCCUUUCCUCCUCCCUUCCUUCACCUCCUCCUCUCUCCUCUCCCUUCCUCCUCCUCCUCUGCCUUCCUCCCUGUUGCUCUCCUCCACGCUUUCCUUCAAGUUCUCUCCUCUCUCUCCUCACCUCUCAAAUCUCUCUCUCCAUUUUUCAGCGCUACCUUCUCCCUCUCCACUCCUUCCCUCUCUCCCUCUUUCCCUCCACUCCGCCUCUAACCUCUGCUCUCCUCCAGCUCUCCACUCCUCUCAUCUCUUUCAUUUGCGCUCCUCCCUCCUUCCUCCCUCUCUCCACCCUUCAAGUCUCUCUCCCCUCUUAUCCCUCCGGCUCUCUCUCUCUCUCUCUCUCUCUCUCUCUCUCUCUCUCUCUCUCUCU